Cuscuta epithymum is the source of this 566-nucleotide messenger RNA. Lineage: Eukaryota; Viridiplantae; Streptophyta; Magnoliopsida; Solanales; Convolvulaceae. The record is from the annotation of a GenBank genome assembly.
GAGAAAGAAAAACACGCUUUGUGUGAUGGAUUGGUCAGGUGACAAAGAGAGAAGCGACGACGGUGGCGAACGAUCCAGACCCACUGGGGCAGAAGUGGAAUUGGUGGAGCGAUGGCGAUUUAUUGGAGAAUGGGGCCGUAUUCGUGAAGUCUGGGCAGCCACUAAUGCCUGAUGCUAAUAAUGAAUUCGACAGUUCCCCCAAACCUACGGGCUUCCUCGACCAAAUCCACACCGCAGGUGUUCUUCUUCCCAGGCAUUAAUUUCUACAAAUGGAUGAUGUGUUGCUUGUUAUGCUUAAGUUGGACGGUACAUGGAUGUCUGACUAUACAUUUUCAAGUUUGGAUACAUUUGGUAUUCGUAUUGGACUUCAUUCUUCGUACACGAGUUUGCUUGAUAUGCUGCGUGGAAUCUUAAAUCAGUACAAACCAAAUCAUUCAUUCAGGAUUUCGUAUAUGGUUGAUGGUUGCCCCCCUCCUGUUUUUAUUGUUGAUGAUGAAACUUUGAAAUUCUAUCUUUAUAUGAAGUGUUUGCAGUCGGAUGUUGCAAAGUUACCACUAUGUGUGGAG